CGGAACCUGAACAGGAAGUGACGUCUCGGGGGCGGUCCUCGGCGGCGGCGCGCGGCCUGGGCUCGCGCUGGGCUCCGCGCGCCCCCCGCCCCCUCUAUGAGGCAGAGGCCGCGGCGGCCGUUAGAGCUGUCGCUCCGGGGGCCGCGGCGGGCGGGGCUCCGGCGGGGCCCGGCCUAGUCCCCACCCAGCCCGGCUCCCAGCCGCCCGCCCUCCCUCCCUUACCCCGAUGCAAGGGGCCGAGCUCCGGGACGGCGAGGCGGCGGCGGCGGCCGCUUCGUACCGGGUCCUGAGCCGCCUUCUCGGCUAUGGAGAGGCGGCCCCCGAGCCAGGCCCGCCGCCGCCGCCCCCGGGCCAUGGCCCGCCGCCGCCACCCUUCCUCGCGCGGCCCGGCUCGCGGGGCGCCCGGCCGCCGCAGCUGAUGGUGUUCCGCAACGUGGGGCGGCCGCCGGAGGAGGAGGACGCGGAGGCGGCCCCGGAGCCGGGACCCUCGGAACUGCUGUGUCCCCGACACCGCUGUGCGCUGGAUCCCAAGGCCCUCCCGCCGGGCUUGGCGCUCGAGCGGACCUGGGGUCCGGUGGCUGGACUAGAGGCGCAGCUGGCGGCACUGGGGCUCGGACAGCCGGCGGGGCCGGGGAUCAAGACUGCGGGCGGAGGCUGCUGUCCGUGCCCGUGCCCCCCGCAGCCGCCGCCGCCGCAACCCCCGCCGCCUGCUGCCGCCCCGCAGGCCGGGGAAGACCCCACGGAGACGAGCGACGCGCUGCUGGUCCUGGAAGGCUUGGAAUCGGAGGCCGAAAGCCUGGAGACUAACAGCUGCUCGGAAGAGGAGCUCAGCAGCCCGGGCCGUGGAGGAGGAGUGGGUGGCCGGCUGCUGCUGCAGCCUCCGGGCCCCGAACUACCCCCGGUGCCCUUUCCGCUGCAGGACUUGGUCCCUCCAGGGCGCCUGAGCCGAGGGGAGCAGCAGCAGCAGCAACCUCCCCCACCGCCGCCGCCUCCCGGGCCCCUUCGGCCGCUCGCAGGCCCUUCUCGAAAGGGCUCCUUCAAAAUCCGCCUCAGCCGCCUGUUUCGCACGAAGAGCUGCAACGGUGGCUCGGGCGGUGGGGAUGGGACCGGCAAGAGGCCUUCGGGAGAUCUGGCAGCUUCAGCUGCGAGCCUGACAGACAUGGGAGGCUCUGCGGUCCGGGAGCUGGAUGCGGGGAGGAAACCCAGGUUGACAAGAACUCAAAGUGCCUUUUCUCCGGUCUCCUUCAGCCCCUUGUUCACAGGUGAGACAGUGUCGCUUGUGGACGUGGACAUAUCUCAGCGGGGCCUGACCUCUCCACACCCUCCAACUCCCCCUCCUCCUCCAAGAAGAAGCCUCAGCCUCCUAGAUGAUAUCAGUGGGACGCUGCCUACAUCUGUCCUUGUGGCUCCGAUGGGGUCUUCCUUGCAGUCUUUCCCCCUACCUCCGCCUCCUCCACCCCACGCCCCAGAUGCAUUUCCCCGAAUUGCUCCCAUCAGAGCAUCAGAAUCCCUGCACAGCCAGCCCCCCCAGCACCUCCAGUGUCCCCUCUACCGGCCAGACUCAAGCAGCUUUGCAGCCAGCCUUCGAGAGCUGGAAAAGUGUGGCUGGUACUGGGGACCGAUGAACUGGGAAGACGCAGAGAUGAAACUGAAAGGGAAGCCAGAUGGCUCUUUCCUGGUCCGAGACAGCUCUGAUCCUCGUUACAUCCUGAGCCUCAGCUUUCGAUCACAGGGUAUCACCCAUCACACUAGAAUGGAGCACUACAGAGGGACUUUCAGCUUAUGGUGCCAUCCCAAGUUUGAGGAUCGCUGUCAGUCGGUGGUGGAGUUCAUUAAGAGAGCCAUCAUGCACUCCAAGAAUGGGAAAUUUCUUUAUUUCUUGAGAUCCAGGGUCCCAGGCUCUUACCUCUCACUUGUGAAACAGGGCCUUGGGAACAGGAACGUGAGAGUGGACUCACCAGAAAGGCAGUGGUGAGUGGGUCUGCAGGCUGGGUGCAGUUGUAGCUUAUUAAGAUAUGCCUGCUGUUGGGUUGGGGAUUUAGCUCAGUGGUAGAGCGCUUGCCUAGGAAGCGCAAGGCCCUGGGUUCGGUCCCCAGCUCCGAAAGAAAAAAAAGAACCAAAAUAAUAAUAAUAAUAAUAAUAAUAAUAAUAAUAAUAAUAAUAAUAAUAAAAUUUUUAAAAAAUAUGCCUGCUGUUGAUUUGUCCAUAGUGCACUGUCAGAGGAGUUGUUUGGUAUGUUGACAUUUCCACUGUGUUAACAAACAAAGACUGCUGUCCAAGUGGGAGCAUUGUCCUGGUCUUGGCUUCACUAGUGUGGUCAUAUAGUCAACCAGCCCACUCAGGAAGGUAUCUGCUUGGUCUCUAUUAGAGGAGGUGAAGAACUUGGUUUUAGCAUUACGUAAGGAAAACUGACAAGCACAUUUAUGUGCGGAAUCUAUAGGAUGCAAACAGAACUUACAGUGAGAUCUUCAUGCUUUCACUUUGAAUCAAAUUAGCUUCCUAAGCAGGGUGCCAAGACAUUGCUCUAAAAUGUAGGAGUUGCUUGGGGGCCUCAGGCAGAACAUCAGGAACAGGAUUGGGCCAGGUGACAGUGAUGUUUGUAUAAUGUUGGUGAUUUAAAUAAGGCACGACAGGGUGUGAACUGUAUUAAUUCUCACUUCAUUUGGUAUUUGCUGCAGUGCUGCCAACACCACUGGGGCUCGUGUGUGUCUUGGUUGAAGGAAAAUGUUAGAAUUCUUUAUACAGUUCACUCUGCUUGCAGUUUUAACAUUUGUGGGUGUGAUGGGUAUUUAACAUUUGUGGAUAUGAUGGGUAUUUAUUUAACAAACAUUUAUUUGUAACUCAGUAUAACAAGUAAGCUAGUUGAUGCCCUGAGGGAACUCAUAGCCUUAAGGAAGGGACGGUAGAAAAAGUGAUUUGCAGGGACAAGGGGAUGAGCUCUGCUUGUUGCUGAUCUCUCAGAAGAUGGCUCAUUUCUCUGGAGCACCUCUGCUUGCUGAGAGACUUCGUGGAGUCUCAGCUCUUUUUAUCCGGCAAAUGUUAUUUUAUCCUCAGAACUUGCAGUUAAGAUUUCUGCUACUGCACACAGAUUAGAGUGUGUAGUAUCAGCUGCUCUUUAAUUCUUUUCUUUUUUUUUUUGGUUCUUUUUUUCGGAGCUGGGGACCGAACCCAGGGCCUUGCGCUUCCUAGGUAAGCGCUCUACCACUGAGCUAAAUCCCCAGCCCCCUGCUCUUUAAUUCUUAUACAGAACUAAGUUAGCUAAUUGAUUAAUUAGUCUACUAAAAUUGUAGAUAAUUGGGAUGGGGCAUUCAGCUUAUUUCCCAGAUUCAGUCCCCACACAACCCAGGGUCUUGGGCAAGCCCUGAAGUGGAACCACAUUCUCUGCAGUCUGUUUCGUUCUCUGUGUAUUUAUUUGCUUUGGCAGGUAUAUCCCAGGCUGGCUUCAAGUACACUCCCUAGGUGACAGUGAACUUCUGACCUCAGCACUUAAUAUGUGGCCUAGACUAGUCCUGAACUUGUGGCAAUUCCCAUGCCUUAACGUCCUAAGUACUGGAAUUAUAGGUGUAAGCUGCUAUACCUUGCAGUGACAAAAUUUUAAAUAUAUCAAUCUCAGCGCUCUUGAAUGAGAUCCUGUCUCAAGAAUUUUUUUUAAUAUUUUAUUUAAUGUAUAUGAGUACAUUGUAGCUGUCUUGAGAUACACCAGAAUCUGUUACAGAUGGUUGUGAGCCACCAUGUGGUUGCUGGGAAUUGAACUCAGGACCUCUGGAAGAGCAGUCAGUGCUCUUAACCACUGAGCCAUCUCUCCAGCCCCUCAAGAAUAUAUUUUUUUUUUUUGGUUCUUUUUUUCGGAGCUGGGGACCGAACCCAGGGCCUUGCGCUUCCUAGGCAAGCGCUCUACCACUGAGCUAAAUCCCCAACCCCAAGAAUAUUUUUAAAUAAAAUAUCAUUCUGCCUAGAAGUUACCUAUUGUAAUCUUCAUGGUUACAAUAUGGUUCUCUGAAUUUCCUGUUAAAUCAUUGUUCUAUCCAAAGGCUUGGCUAAUCCAGUUUGGAUGUUUUGUGGAGAAGGAGGUAACCCUACCAGUUCCUAGGUAUAAAGUGAAAACCAUGCUGGUAGGACCUUGAGCACUGCCAGCUACUGCACAACUCUUCCAACAAGUCUUCCUUUUGUUUGCUUGUUUUUUCUAGGCAAUGUCAUGAAACCCUUAUUGGUCUCAAACUGACUAUAUAGCUGAGGGGAACCUUGAACUCCUGAUUCUCCUGUCUCUACCUCUCCAGUGCUGGGAUCAUUGAAAUACCUUUCCCUACACCCUAAAGUUUAGUCUUACCCAAUUUUACAAGUUUGUCUUCAAAGUCUCUCUCUGAGUGAAGGUCUUUGCACAGUCCUGGCUCUCCUAGAACUCUUAGUCCAGGCUGGCCUCUCAGACACAGACUCACCUGCCUCUGUGCCACCCACUCCCACUCACCCUGUCCCCAAUUUUGGUAUUAAAGGCAUGCCCAACUACGCCCAACUUUAAAUCUCUCUGUAAUUUGUAAAUGUUUUUGGUUUGUUUUAUUAAUUUUUCUUUAGAUUUAUUUGUAUAAGUGUUUACCUGAAUGGAUCUUCCUGCCUCAGUUAAAUAAAUCAAGUUUACUCUGCACAGCCAUGCUCCCGGCAUAUUAGGUGAUUGUAGAUUGUUAAAAUGACAAUGCUAACUAUCACAGCUCCACCUCUUGCCCCUUAUAGGCUCAUGGCCACGUCAUAAUAUAUAGUAAAUGCCUUCCAACUGACUUACAGUGCCCGUUAUCUUUAACAAUUUCAUCUUUUCCCCCCUAAAGCUAGUUUAUUUAUUUAAUGUAUAUGAGUACACUGUAGCUGUCUUCAGACACACCAGAAGAGGGCAUGAGAUCCCAUUACAGAUGGUUGUGAGCCACCAUGUGGUUGCUGGGAAUUGAACUCAGGACCUCUGGAAGAGCAGUCAAUGCUCCUAAUUGCUGAGCCAUCUCUCCAGCCCCUUUUGUUUUUUUCAAGACAGGGUUUCUCUGUAUCUCUGGCUGUUCUGGAACUGACUCUGUAGACUAGGCUGGCCUGGAGAGAGCUAUGCAAGUGCUGGGGUUAACCAUGUGCCACUGCCCAGCCAAUUUCACCUUUUUUUUAAUUAAAAAAAUAUUACACUUAUUUACUUGUGUGUGUAUGUAUAUUUGUGUGCUGUGGUGCUUAUGGAAAGUCAGAGGACAGCUUGCUGGAGUGGGUUCUGGAGAUUGAACUCAGGCCGUCAGUCUUCACUUCAAUAUCUCCUUUACCCACAGAGCUACCUUGCUGGCCCAUCACCAGCUUUAAAAGUCCAAGGUCUUAACUGUGAGUCCUGUAGAAUCAAGCAAGCUACACCCUUCUGAUUUUUUUUUUUUUUUUUCGGAGCUGGGGACCGAACCCAGGGCCUUGUGCUUGCUAGGCAAGCGCUCUACCACUGAGCUAAAUCCCCACCACCACACUUCUGAUUUUCAAGGGUCCUGGGGGCCCAUGAGCUUUCAGAGUCACUUUUAAAAUGAACUCAGUCUUCACAAAAUGGGCCUCUGAGGGCUGAGCUUUUUUCCCUCAGGAUUCCUUUCCUGUUUGUGCUAGUGCAGAUAGGAGAGCUCUGUUCAGUGGUGCUGGGCUCUUAAAUUCCAGCUGCUUUCUCAGCACCAGCCUGAACACUCUCUUCUUGUUUUGAAGUUUCCUUCACCAAACAAAUUAGUCCAUCAGCUUUCCACCCUCUCAGGUUCUCAGAUGUAAAGAGAAGGGAGGCACAUUCUUGGCUAAGACAGUACAUUAAUGGCCUCUAGCCCAGUUCCUGACAGAAUCCUUGUUCCUUCUGGAACCUUAUAAGUUAUUCCCCACUAUCUCAAGUUUCCUCAGUAUUCAUGCAGUCUAAAUCCCCACAAGAAUGGCCAGUUAAGCUCUGUUUCCAGCACUCAAAAACUUUUUAAAUGUACUGUUCUAAAUUCUUCUACAUUUAGCCACAAAAUAGUUUCAGUGGCCUAAGAGCCAUAUAACCAAGUUUAUCAGUGUCCUUAGUCCUAGUACCAGUUUCUAACUUGGUUUCUUUUCUGGUUGCUUUAGCAGACAACUUGGUUCUAUUUCUAGCACCUACAUGACAAUAGCUGUCUGUGCAUUCUAGUUCUGAGAGACCCUCUUCUGAACUCCUCAGGUCAGGCAUGCAUGCAGUGCUUUUACAUACAUGUAGGCAAACCACUCAUAUACAUAAAAUAAAAAUGAAUAAAUCUAUUUAAAAAGAGUGCAUGCUGCUCUUGCAAGGGACCUACAUCAGGUGACUCCCAGCUGCCUAGAGCUUCAUCUCAGGGAUCCAGUACCAUUAAAUGGGUUCUCUGAGUGCAUGGGCACAGAAAUAAAUAACUAAAAGUCAGUUCUAGACCAGUCUGGGCUAUACAGUGAGACCCUGGCUCAAAACAAACAAACAAACAAAAAAUAAACUAACUAAAUAAAAUUACUAUAAAGUAAAAAAAAACAACUUAAGAGAGAAAAGGUUUAUUUUUACUUUGAAAGAUUUAUUUUAUGUGUGUCUUAGGUAGGUGGUUAUUGCUGUGGUAAAACACGAUGAUUAAAAGUAUCCUGGGGUAGCAAAGAGUUUAUUUGACUUACCCAUCCUGAGUCACAGAGUUCCAUUGAAGGAAGCCAAGGCAGGACUCAAACCAGGUGAGAACCUGGAGGCAGGAGCUGAUGCAGAGGCCGUGGAGGAACACUGCUUACCGGCUUGCUCCCCAUGGCUUGCCCAACAGUGGCACCAACGCACCCCACCCCCAAUCAGUAAUUGAGAAAAUGCCUUGCAGCCAAAAUUUCCUGCCUACAGCAUAGUCUUACAGAGGCUCCUUUCUCUCAUGUUACUCUAGCUUAUGUCAAGUUGACAUUAAACUGUCCAGCACAGUGUGAUGGGAGUUUUACCUGCAUAUAUGUCCGUGUACCACAGUAUACCUGGCAUCGAGGGGGCCAGAAGAUAUCAGAUUCUCUGAAAUUGGAGUCAGAAAAGGUUGUGAGCUGCUAUGUAGGUGCUGGGAAUUGGUCUUGUGGAAGAGCAGCCAUUGGCUCUACUGAGCCAUCUCUCCAGCCAAAGAAAGGGUUUAUUUGAGCUCACAGUUUGGAGUCCAGGAAUACAGUCCAUCAUGGUGGGGAAGUCAAGUUAGAGACUUGAAGCAACUGGUCCCAUUUUAUCCACAACUGGAAACAGAGGUAAUGCAAGCUGCUUUUAGCUCUUUUCUGUGUUCAUACAGACGAGUGGUGGUGGGGUCUUCCCUCCCUCAUGAGCAGUCUCUAGGUGUGUACAGUGUUUAGGUGCUCAGCACUUUGCCUGCUGUUUUUCUAGACUUUGUGAGUUCACUUGGGGGUGCUGGGCGUUGGUAAGCGAAUGCUUUGCUGCCGUGCAGCAUUCAUUUCUCACCUAGAUUAUAUCAUUUUUAUUAUUGGGUUUCAGAGUUUGUUGUACAUUCUUGGUAUAAAUCUCUCAGCACAUCUGCAGAUAUAGUCCUCAUCUUGUGGGUUUUAAAAACAUUUUUUAUGUUUGUUUUUUUCUAUGUAGGGUUUUUCUGUAGAGCUCUGACUGUCCUGGAAAUCACUCUUUAAUUAAGAUCAGGCUGGUCUCAAACUCAGAAAUUCUGCUUCUGCUUGAGGAGGCCUAGAAUUAAAGGCUAGCGCCAGCCACCACUACCUGGCCAGAUUGUUUUGAUUUUAGUCAGGGUCUCACUGUGUAGGCCAUGCAGGCCUCCAACUGAAGACAGACCUGCCUCACUUCCUGAGUGGGCACAGCACCAGGCCUGGGCCACACCCCAGCUGUGUCUUUGCUUUCUUGAUGAUGUCCUUUGACACUCAGAAGUUUUUCGUGGCAACUUUCUCUGCUAUCUCUGAAUUGUUGCCUCACUCUAAGGCAGAGAAGCCCUAGGACUAGGCAACAUGGAACUGGAGCCUCCAAAACCAGAAGUGGAAGAAAGUCUUUCCUCUUUAAAACACUGACUUUCCAUGUUACUGUUCUUUCCUUGGUCCUGUCCCUCCUCCCAUGCCUCCCUCCCUUUUUCCUUUCCUUCUUUCCUCCUUCCCUCCCUCUCUCAAGCUACCUAGCUUGCUUGCUCUUUCUAGCACUUGGGAGGUAGAUGCAGAAGGAGCCCAGCCUGGACUAUAUGGGACCUCAUCUCAAAACAAACAAACAAGUAAACAAAGCUAAAGAGUGGGACUGAGUAGUUAAGAGUGUUGGUUGUGGGGCUGGAGAGAUGGCUCAGUGGUUAAGGGCACUGACUGCUCUUCCCGAGGUCCUGAGUUCAAUUCCCAGCAACCACAUGGUGGCUCACAACCAUCUGUAAUGGGAUCCAAUGCCCUCUUCUGACAUGCAGGCAGUAACACUGCAGACAGAGUACUCAUAUACAUAAUAAAUCUUUUAAAACAACAAAACAAAACAAAAAACAAAGAGUUUUUGUUGCUCUUCAGAGCACUGGGGUUUCCCUUCCUCUUCCCGGUGACUCACAAAUGCCUGUAACUCCAGCUCUGGGGAUCUGACAUUCACUUCUGGCCUCCUAGGAAGGGGAGCCAUAGAGACAGACAGAAAGACAGGCACACACACACACAAACACACCACACCAUAUACACACACCACACACGCCAUAUUCCCCCUCCCCACACACCCCCAACACACAUCCACACACAUACAUACAUACACACACACACACACCACACACCACACACACACAUACCUCACGCACACACCUCAUACCCCCCCACGUACAUACACACCCUACACACACACAACACCCCCCCCACAUAUACACACACACAAACACACCACACACACCCCCACCACACACACCCCCACCACACACACACCACCUACACACACCCCUACACACCCCCCACAAACACACCACAUACACACACACAUACAUAGACACACACAACACACAUAUACAACACACACCACACAGACACACACACCACACAGACACACAAACACAAACACAACACACCACAUACACAUACCCACACCCCACACACCCUAUACACAAACACACCACACACACACACACACCACACCACAUAUACACAUACCACACACACACCGACACACACCCACAGACACACAUACAUACAUACAUACAACAUACACAUACAACACACACACACAAACAUACCACACCACACACACACACCACCCACACAUACACACCACACACACACACACACACACACACACACACACACACAC
Rattus norvegicus (Norway rat) is the source of this 9223-nucleotide messenger RNA. The record is from RefSeq and is a predicted model, not a curated record. Lineage: Eukaryota; Metazoa; Chordata; Mammalia; Rodentia; Muridae.